AUGAAGGCACCUGUGGAGUUCAAGUUUUUCCAGGCAACUAGAAAAAGAAAGAAAGUGAUGAAGGCUAAUCAAAGAGUGGCAGAGUGGCGUUAUGGGCCUGCCCGGCUGUGGUACGAUAUGCUUGGUGUCCCUGAAGAUGGCAGUGGGUUUGACUAUGGCUUUAAAAUGAGGAAGACUGAGCUUGAACCUACAAUAAACUGCAACAUGAUGAAGGUAAACAACUCUGAAAUUAAGGAACUUGAGGAAAGCAAUGGCAUUGAUCUCCUGGCAGAUGAAAACUUCCUAAUGGUGACACAACUGCAUUGGGAAGAUGAUAUCAUCUGGGAUGGGGAGGAUGUCAGACACAGAGGAAUAAAACCUCAGCGUGCAAGUUUUGCAGCCACAUUGGAUCCUGAUAAACCUCGGUACUCCAUUUUCCCCAUCGAUAGUGAAGAUCUGGUAUAUGGACAACAUGUCUCAACCAGAAGUGAAGAUCCGUGGAAUCUCUCCAAUGAUGAGUAUUACUAUCCCAAGCAACAGGGUCUUCGAGGUACUUUUGGAGGGAAUAUUAUCCAGCACUCGAUUCCAGCUGUAGAAUUAAGGCAGCCCUUCUUCCCCACGCACAUGGGACCCAUCAAACUCCGGCAGUUCCACCGCCCACCUCUAAAAAAGUACUCCUUCGGGGCACUAUCUCAGCCAGGUCCACACUCGGUCCAGCCUUUGCUGAAGCACAUCAAAAAGAAGGCAAAGAUGAGAGAACAAGAGAGGCAAGCCUCAGGCGGUGGAGAGAUGUUUUUCAUGCGCACCCCUCAGGACCUCACAGGCAAAGAUGGCGACAUUAUUCUUGCAGAAUACAGUGAGGAAAAUGGACCAUUAAUGAUGCAAGUUGGCAUGGCAACCAAGAUAAAAAACUACUAUAAACGGAAACCCGGAAAAGAUCCUGGAGCCCCAGAUUGCAAAUAUGGAGAAACUGUUUAUUGCCACACCUCUCCUUUCCUGGGCUCGCUUCAUCCUGGCCAGUUACUGCAGGCAUUUGAAAACAACCUUUUUCGUGCUCCAAUUUAUCUUCAUAACAUGCCAGAGAGUGACCUCCUGAUCAUUCGAACACGGCAGGGUUACUAUAUUCGAGAAUUACUGGAUUUUGUGGUGGGCCAGCAGUGUCCCUUGUUUGAAGUUCCCGGUCCUAACUCCAAAAGGGCCAAUACACACAUCCGAGACUUUCUUCAGGUGUUUAUUUACCGCCUCUUUUGGAAGAGUAGAAAUACGCCACGGAGGAUCCGGAUGGAAGUUAUAAAGAAAGCCUUUCCUUCACAUUCAGAAAGCAGCAUCCGGAAGAGGCUAAAGCUCUGUGCUGACUUCAAACGUACAGGGAUGGAUUCAAACUGGUGGGUGCUGAAGUCUGAUUUUCGUUUACCAACGGAAGAGGAGAUUAGAGCCAUGGUAUCACCAGAACAGUGCUGUGCUUAUUAUAGCAUGAUAGCUGCAGAGCAGAGACUAAAGGAUGCUGGCUAUGGAGAGAAAUCCUUUUUUGCUCCCGAGGAAGAAAACGAAGAAGAGUUCCAGAUAAAGAUUGAUGACGAAGUUCGUACGGCUCCUUGGAAUACUACAAGGGCUUUCAUUGCUGCCAUGAAGGGCAAAUGUCUCCUGGAGGUGACUGGAGUAGCAGAUCCCACAGGCUGUGGUGAAGGGUUCUCCUAUGUGAAGAUUCCAAACAAACCAACACAGCAGAAGGCGAGAGUCUUUGGGUUUCUAGAAAUCAAAAGAGGAAGGAAUGAGGUUUGGUCAGGAGAUGAAGAGUGGAAGGAUGAUAAGGAGCCCCAGCCAGUGAAAAAGAUAGUCACAGGAACAGAUGCAGACCUUCGUCGUCUGUCUCUGAAAAAUGCAAAGCAGCUUCUUCAAAAAUUUGGUGUGCCUGAGGAAGAGAUUAAAAAGUUGUCCCGCUGGGAAGUUAUUGAUGUAGUACGCACAAUGUCAACCGAACAGGCUCGCUCUGGAGAGGGCCCCAUGAGUAAAUUUGCCCGUGGAUCAAGGUCUGUGGCUGAGCAUCAAGAGCGUUACAAAGAAGAAUGUCAGCGCAUCUUUGACCUGCAGAACAAGUAUGUAGAUUCAGUAGUGUAG
Acomys russatus (golden spiny mouse) is the source of this 2097-nucleotide messenger RNA. RefSeq names its product transcription initiation factor TFIID subunit 1-like. Gene Ontology annotation, biological process: RNA polymerase II preinitiation complex assembly; transcription by RNA polymerase II. Gene Ontology annotation, molecular function: RNA polymerase II general transcription initiation factor binding; RNA polymerase II general transcription initiation factor activity; histone acetyltransferase activity. Gene Ontology annotation, cellular component: transcription factor TFIID complex. Lineage: Eukaryota; Metazoa; Chordata; Mammalia; Rodentia; Muridae. The record is from RefSeq and is a predicted model, not a curated record.